Molecule: messenger RNA, 753 nt
Organism: Verticillium nonalfalfae
Lineage: Eukaryota; Fungi; Ascomycota; Sordariomycetes; Glomerellales; Plectosphaerellaceae
Exons: 2
Coding region: 1-753 (250 amino acids)
Source: RefSeq, a predicted model, not a curated record
AUGGCCCAGCACCAUAGCCACAACCCUCACCAGGUGCUGAUGGAUCCAUCGCACAUGGGGCACCCGCGACACAUGGGCUCUUCGCAUUUUGCUGCUCCAGGCUCGGUUGUUGCACCGCUCUAUCCUGCCAUGGCAACGCCGCCCCAGGUCCACGGCCAACAUCCCUCCAUCAAGCGACCUCGACCCGAUGACCUCGACCUGUCCGUGGCGCCGAUCGGAGACCUGGACCACAGUGAACUGGACAGCAUGCAAACACCUUUAGGCGCAACCUAUGCCGAAGCUUCUGGUUCCAUGCAGCCGCCGAUGCAUCAUCAUCACAGGAUGCCAGACUCGGGCCCCCCUUCCAAGCUGAUGAGGAGGGAUGGAGAAUCGCUGGGCGGCGGAGGGGCUCCCAGUGUAGUGGGACAGGCCGGGAUGCCUGCACCAGCGAUGAGGCCGCGAGGGCCGAAGCUCAAAUUUACCCCAGAAGACGAUCAGCUUCUGAUUGAGCUGAAAGAGAACAAAAGCCUUACAUGGAAACAAAUCGCCGACUUUUUCCCCGGUCGCUCCUCAGGCACCCUACAAGUCCGAUACUGCACCAAGCUCAAGGCGAAAACCACGCAGUGGACUGACGAAACGGACCAGAAACUACAAUCAGCCCUGCAAGACUACGAAAGCGAGAAGUGGCGCAUUGUUGCCAACAAGGUCGGGACUGGCUUCACGCCAGCCGCGUGCCGAGAGCGCGCACAAGAACUUCUUGAAGGUCCUUUAUAG